UGCUGGGUACGGCUUCAGUCCGUGAACUAGCAUCAAACAGUGAGGACUCCGAUAAACCCAACAAAUACACUGGGGAUCAUGGAGAGGGCACUGGGAGCGGGAGGCUUUUCCACUAAACGAGAAUAAAGGAAAUUUCGCCGGCUGCCACGAUUCAAACUUCUUUAAUAUUUCAGACCCCCUGGUCAGCAUGGCCUUGGCACCGCAAAUAAUAACAUCCUCGGAUCAUAACUAACCGUUUUAAAUUCUUGGUGUCUGCGCGCUCUCGGGUUAAGCGGUAAGCUUUGAAGUGCACGCUGAUCGCAUAUCAGAUGUCACGCCUUUGAUCACAGCCACGCCCAUCCUUUGAUCUGUGUACAGAUUCUUUCCUCGAUUUGGUAGUUCGUCUGGAGUUGCGCAGGCGAGUACGUGAAGAGGGGCAGAUAAUGGUUUUGAAUCCACUGCAGGAGUUAGAGCAGAGAGACUCCGACUGAAUUCACCCGCAGUGAACGAGAGGACUAUAUCCUUUUAUUUAUUGUCUGUUUAGUCAGUUUGGAACAGGUCGGCCAGAAUGGCCCGGCGAUUCGGCCAGGAGAGGCUCCGCCUGUUAGAAGUUCUGCUAAUGGGCUUCUGUCUGGUUUUCACAGUGGCUGAGGAUCCAAGGGAAUGCCGGGAGCAAGAAUAUAAGGAUCAGUCGGGGAGCUGUGUGGCCUGCCAGCGGUGUGCCGCUGGACAUGAACUGUCGAAGGAAUGUGGCUUUGGCUACGGGGAGGAUGCCCGCUGUGUGCCCUGCAGGCCCGGGCGCUUCAAAGAGGACGGAGGCCUGCAGAAAUGCAAGCCCUGCCUGGACUGCGCGCUGGCUAACCGCUUCCAGAAGGGCAACUGCUCCACCAGCAGGAACGCCGUGUGUGGGGACUGCCUGCCCGGGUUCUAUCGGAAGACGAAACUGAGCGGUUUCCAGGAUAUGGAGUGUGCGCCCUGUGGGGACCUGCCCUCUCCUUACGAACCGCACUGCAGCGGCCGGGUCAACCUGGUGCCCCUCCAGUCCACAGCCUCCAGCCCGCGGGAUGUGGCCCUGGCCGCGGUCAUCUGCAGCGCGCUGGCCGCCGUCCUGCUGGCCCUCCUCAUCCUCUGCGCCAUCUACUGCAAGAGACAGCUGCUGGAGAACAAGCCUGCCACUCUGGCGCGCUCUCAGGACGGGCCCUACACCGGGGCGGAGCUGUCGCGCUUCGACCGGCGGCGGCUCCACGAGCUGCCACACCCGGCCUGCGGUCACUGCCACCUGGGCCCCGGCCCUGCCUGCAACCCCCUGACCCCGGCCCCAUGCUGUGAUGAGACCUGCAGUCUGGGCCAAACCCGGGACGCCAGUGCGUGCCAUACCCCAGCAGGCCUCAACGAGGGGUUAACAUGGACUUAUUUUGCCUAGUGCUACAACCCUUGAACCCUCCCUUCCCCCCCCCCUCACCUGGACAUGAAAGGACUACUGCCAGAUCCAGUUUCAGAUCUAGCCCACACACAGAGUCCCAAAAAGUACGGCGGGCCCCUUUUGAAACGGCUCUGUGGCCCCUGGCCUUCGAGUGUGGCGCAACGCGGUGCGGACGGGGCCGUGUAAAAACAGGCCAACGGCAGCACCGGACGGCAAACCCGCCGGAGCAGAGGACCUGAACCACCCCCAGCACCCAACAGAGAGGUGGGGGGGGGAAACAGGAGGCAAGUCCCAACUCGGCAGCACGAAGUUAAAAACGACGACUGUGGCCUGGUUAUCAGGGUCUGAGCCCGUUACAAAAAUCAAACAUACGUUACGAGCGUACUUUUUGGGUCGACCUAGCCAAAAGAGACCGUACCGAAACCAGUGGCGCGCUGACGAAAAUGAAAUGACUUGAUGACCAUCUAAACGCAUGUGGUUCGACUGAAGUUUUACAGUACAGUUGAUUUCGUUUUUUUUUUUUUUAAUGUAAUGACGUACGUUUCUGAGGGUGAACUGCUCCAGGAGGCCAAGGGAGGGGACGGCCCCCCUCGCUUGUACACUGUGACAUGGCGCACUUCUGGAGAAAAGCGGCGAAUGAGAAAUACUGAACAAGCACAGACAACAAGGAAAGUCUGGAAUUUUCUUCCGGUGCCGGCCCACUUCCUGUAAAUACUGUAAAAUACGAAAUAGGAUUCUGAUAUUUUUGUAAUGUAGAUUCACUGCCCAGAAAGGCCAAUAACUCAAAGUCUGCCUCAGUUUAGAAGUCGAUUUAGUAUUUGAUAUUUCUGUGAGUCUGCAUUUAUACAUAUUUUUGUAAUGAAUUUGUCACAUACUGCUGUCUGUAUUUGUAAAUAAAUCCUGCAGACUGAG
Molecule: messenger RNA, 2314 nt
Organism: Anguilla anguilla (European eel)
Lineage: Eukaryota; Metazoa; Chordata; Actinopteri; Anguilliformes; Anguillidae
Product: tumor necrosis factor receptor superfamily member 19-like
Exons: 9
Coding region: 548-1402 (284 amino acids)
Biological process (GO): positive regulation of canonical NF-kappaB signal transduction; positive regulation of JNK cascade
Cellular component (GO): plasma membrane
Molecular function (GO): signaling receptor activity; protein binding
Source: RefSeq, a predicted model, not a curated record